This is a messenger RNA of Cladophialophora immunda, 3142 nucleotides long. RefSeq lists its product as uncharacterized. The record is from RefSeq and is a predicted model, not a curated record. The transcript has 2 exons. The coding region runs from base 227 to 3121 and encodes 964 amino acids. Lineage: Eukaryota; Fungi; Ascomycota; Eurotiomycetes; Chaetothyriales; Herpotrichiellaceae.
GAAGACGACGGUGAUUUGUUUCACGCCGCUGUGACUUGCCCCGAUAGCGAUGAUGAGCCUCGCACCAGACCAUACGAGACUCAGCCUUCCGGACCACCAACAAUCAUAACUGUCGAGCCUGCCCCUCUACCCCUGCAGCAAUUCUCUGCUGAAUUUCAACAGAGCCAAAAGCCCCCCGGUCUGACUAUUCGUAUCAUCUCGGUCCCGGCCGUUUCUGGGGCGCAAGAUGGUUCUCGAUCCUGUAACUGCGCUGGGCGUCGCGGGGAACGUCCUCCAAUUUGUCGACUUUGGUUCUCGAGUUCUGAGCACGUUCCGUGACAUCAAAGCCAAUGGCGGCCUCCCCAAAAUCGAGACACUCGAUGCCUUCACCAGGGCCUCGUUGGAUCUGACUUUGAGAUUGCAGCAAUGUCCGCCCAGCACCAGCAGGAAGAAUGCGGCCAGCUGGGAGGUUGGUAUUCUGAAAGCGAAUGAACGAUGUCAACGAGCUGCCAAGAUCUUGGUGAAUGCGCUCGAAAAGAUGAGGAGACUACAUGGCGAGCGUUUCGGGGCAAUCCGUCAGGCUUUCUCGUCGGUGGUCAAGGAGAAGGAAAUCAGUGUCCUCGCAAGAGAUCUUGACACGGCCAAAACCGAGCUCACUCUGCAUCUUGUAGCGUACUUAAGCGCCCAACACGAUAGUGAUCUCGAGGAGCUGCUCCGCGCAAGUAAAUCCGCCGAAACGGCUUUUUUAAAGGCAGUACGGAAAGACUACGAAGAUCUCGGCGGCCAAAUCGGCCGGCUGAAAGCAGUCGUGCGAGAAGAAAACUCCGCCACUCAAAAGGCCAUAAGUGACUGGCAGUCGACUUCCGGCACCGAGCUGGCCAGAAAAUUGGCGAAAAUUGCUGAAAACACGAGACGACAGGUUACCGACGAAGCUCAGAUGAGGAUGCUGGUCGGCUUGUACUUUGUGCAGUGGGGAGACAGGGAGGCCAUGAUAUCCAAAGCCCAUAAAUCGACCUUCUCAUGGAUAUUCGGUGACAAGUUUACCUCUUCAUUAAAGGGCGCGACAUUCACAGAUUGGCUGGAAAAUGACCAACCCAAACAGGGCCUCUUCUAUAUACGGGGCAAACCAGGAGCCGGGAAAUCAUGUCUUAUGCGAUAUUUGACAACACAUCCCCAAUUGACAGCCUCCUUGCAGGGAUGGGCUGGUUCGAGGAAACUGCUUUUGGCGAGCUGCUUCUUCUGGAGGGCAGGGACUUCACUCCAGAAAUCUUUGACGGGCAUGCUCCGAUCCCUUUUAUACCAGCUUCUCAAACAGGAACACUCGCUCAUGCAGAUUGCACAUCCAGAGCGCUGGCAUGCCUACUACUACGGGCAAUCGGAUCUGGACGACUGGUCGGAACAAGAACUCACCGCUUCCAUUGCCCGUCUUUUCAGUCUGGCCUCCGACUCCUUCCGGUUUGUGAUCUUGGUCGAUGGCUUGGACGAAUACGAGGGUACGGAGGCACAGCGGCAGAAUCUGGUCAACUUUUUUGUCCGCAUCGCUUCCGAGCACGACAACGUGAAGAUAUGCGUCUCGAGUCGGCCGUGGCCGGUUUUCCAGGAAGGGCUGAAAAAGUUCUCGAGCCUGAAUCUGGAGGAUUUGACCAGAAGGGAUGUUGCCACCUACGUGCGAGAUCAUUUUGAGGAGGACGUGCACUUUCGAGAGCUACGUGCCGUCAAGCCUACGCAAUGCGACAAUCUCCAAUCGCAGAUUGUGGACAAGGCGCAGGGCGUUUUCCUCUGGGUGAUUCUCGUUGUCCGAGAUCUGCUACAGCGUCUGCAAAACGGGGCGACAAUCACAAACCUUUUCAAAAGACUUGACAUGCUCCCCGCCGAAUUGGACGAUUUCUUUAUGCAAAUCAUCGAGUCGAUAGAUGCAUCGGAGCGCGCCGACGCGGGAAAGAUAUUUCAGAUCGUGACCGCGCUGCCGAAGACGCACAGGACAGUGCUGACCUUGGCGUUUACCGAGGAAGAGCACAUCGACUUUGCGUUGCAUCUCGAAGCAGAGGACUUGACGGAGCAGGCGAUUCAUCAGCUCAUAUCCUCCGCAAAGCGGCGGCUGAACAGCAGAUGCAAGGGCCUCCUCGAAAUGGGGGCGGAGAUCAAGAGAGCAGGCUGGGUUGACUGGCAAGUCGAAUUUCUACAUCGGACGGUCUACGACUUCUUCUGCCAGAGCCAACUUGUGCGAGCCCGGCUCAACACAUACACCAGCGGCAGCGUAGACGUUUCGCGGUACAUGUGCAAUGCGUCGCUGGUGGAAUUUCUUGCUUUGGCCGACACGGACCACCUCCCUGCGAUGCAUACCGAGGCCGGAGAGGACGGCAUUGCCACUGCCGUAACCUUCCUCCAAUAUGCCUCGCAGAAUGACUGCACAUCGGGCUCGGCGCCACUCAGCCUACUGUCUGUCUUCCGACAACGGAUAAUUGAGAAAUGGGACCCUUGGGGUCUGCGUGAUUGCGCGAGGGUGGUCAUGUUCAACAAAAAAUUCAGUCAAUGGCGUUCGGUCCAUCCGUUCACGCACUGGCAAGGAGACCGAGGGUCCUUCUUGGGGUUGGCCGUCCAGUUCAGUUUGACUCGCUUUCUCCGCUCCCAGCUGGACGCCAGCGUCGUGGAACUCGGAAAUGGUUGGAACCUGGACAGGCUGCUCGAUCUCGCGCUAGAGCCCGUCCUGCUCUUUUCGCAGGAAAGGGCCAAACCUUCUCCUGAAGUUGUGGCGCUCUUGCUCCAACGCGCCCAGAGGCCUCUGACGGAUUCGUACGGCCGGAAGUCUCAGACCAGCUUCGAAGACAAGGCGGCGAAGGUGACCAGCCUCUUGGCUCGGUACAACAAGCAGUUUCCCGACGAGAAGAUGGACGUGGCCUGGGCAGAUGUCCUGGCGUUGCUCAUUGAUCACGGCCUGUUCCGUCGUGUCGUGCCGCCGACGGUCGUUGUUGGCAGACAAGUAGGACAGAUCACCAAGGCGUCCGCGGCGGAAUUUCUCGGAACGGAAGGCAGAGAGUGCCUGAGGGCCAAUUUUGAGCCUGUGCAGGUGGAGAGGCUGGAAGAUCUCAUCUUCCGGAAAGAAUACGAGUUUGUCGACACCGGAGACAUCCCACAGAAAUAGAUCAAGAUCAAAUAUAAUAUG